This is a messenger RNA of Purpureocillium takamizusanense, 1625 nucleotides long. RefSeq names its product 26S proteasome regulatory subunit (gene RPN9). Gene Ontology annotation, molecular function: structural molecule activity. The record is from RefSeq and is a predicted model, not a curated record. Gene Ontology annotation, cellular component: cytosol; proteasome regulatory particle, lid subcomplex; nucleus. Gene Ontology annotation, biological process: ubiquitin-dependent protein catabolic process. Bases 289 to 1437 code for a protein of 382 amino acids. The transcript has 3 exons. NCBI's taxonomy places the organism in Eukaryota, Fungi, Ascomycota, Sordariomycetes, Hypocreales, Ophiocordycipitaceae.
GGCUACGAGAGCCGCGUUGGCAAGCUCCGUCACCUUCAUCUUGUCAAUCCCGUCCACUCCAUAAUACGACCUUACAAUCUCAACAAGCGGCUUGACAAGCAGCAGCAGCAGCAGCGCGAGAACUGCUAUCAGAAACUGACCACACCCCCUCGCACGCCUUCGACCUCGUGAGACGUGCAUCGUCGUUUGGACACAGGCAGCUGGCGGCCUCAAGCUGGACCAUCUUUUCGCAUUGUCCCCCCCUUCCGCCAUCGAUACACGCCGCCUUACUUGGCCCGACUCUUCGAGAUGAAUGUCGAUACGAUCCCCGACUUCCUUGCCGAGCAGCGGGACCAAACAUUAGAGGAGCUGCAGCCCCUUGUGCUGGACUUUGAGAACUUCUGGGAACGGAAGCUCUGGCACCAGCUCACUGACGCCCUUGCGCAAUUCUUCGAUCAUCCUGGCAGCGCCCCGCAGCGCUUGCCGUUCUACAAGGUCUUUGUUCUCAAAUUCGCCGACAAAGUUAACCAAUUGAAGCUGGUGGACCUGGCCCUGAAGGCCGCGACGCAAUGCAAAGACGAUAGAGAGCGCUUGACGUUUUUACAGGCGGUUGCGAAGAAGGUGGAUAAUGAGAAUUCGCAGGAUGCGCUUGUGUUCGCCUCAGUCGCUGUCGCACGCGUAAAGCUCAGCUUGAACGACCUAGAUGAUGCGAGGAAAGACUUGGACGCCGCUGAAAGAAUACUGGACACGUUCGAUUCUGUCGAGACUAUAGUUCACGCAGCAUUCUACGAUGCGAACGCAAGCUACUACCAGCGCAAGAUGGACUUUGCCAACUACUACCGAAACGCUCUUCUCUAUCUGGCCUGCAUCGAUCUAUCGUCCUUGUCCCCCGAGGAGCGUCACAGGAGAGCGUACUAUCUCAGCGUAGCUGCGCUGGUCUCCAAUAGCAUCUACAACUUCGGCGAGCUGCUUCUUCACCCUAUUCUAGAUGCUCUUGCUCAAAACGAGGAUGAUGCUUGGCUGCGCGAGCUACUUUUCGCCUACAAUCGUGGCGAUUUGGCCGCGUACGAUGUUCUGUCCGACAACAUUGCCUCCAACAAGCUGUUGAGCGAACAUUCUACCCACCUCCGACAGAAAAUCUACCUCGCAGCGCUGACGGAAGCUGUAUUCCGCCGCCCGCCCCAUGACCGGACCAUGACUUUCUCAACCAUCUCCCACGAAACCAAGGUUCGGCCGGAUGAGAUCGAACACCUCAUCAUGAAAGCGCUGAGCCUCGGCUUGCUGCGGGGAACAAUCGACCAAGUCGACGAGGUCGCCCAAAUCACGUGGGUACAACCGAAGGUCCUUGACAUGAAGCAGAUUGGCAAUAUGCGGGAGAGGCUGCUUGAUUGGGACUCGAAUGUCAAUCAGCUGGGCAACUGGAUUGAGACGGCUGGGAAGGACGUCUGGGCCGCAUGAAGCGGGGCGGGAUAGAGAUUGAGCGUGGCACCCGCCAGAUUUGACUGGCUAAGACAUGCAGCGGUCCGAGAGCUAGACUUUGUACAGUAUGACUUUCAAUAGACACGACCGUCUACAGUUGGUGUCAAGCCUCCAUAUUUAUUGCAGCGUCGUCAACCACACAAAACAAUGCGCUGCUACAAUUCGAC